AUGGACAACGGUCACAAUGACAUAUACACUCGUCUGCAACUUUGGGCCUUGGUCUUCAACUGCACAGCCGUCAUUUGUAACAGGCAAUGCCCUCUUCACCGAGAUCCAAGAUCUGCUCCCGAAGGGUUCGACAUCAUGACCAGUGUCGGCCACUAUUGUGAUGGGCUGAUGACCCUGUCCAACCUCAGUAUACAGUUGCAAUAUAAGUCUGGUGCCAUUGUUGCUUGCUCUGGACACCUUGUCAGGCAUGGAGUCACAUGUACCGGUGAUCGCAUCGUGUGGGCAUGGUUCAUGCGCGAUAGCCUUCACAACUUUGUGGGGACACCCCGGCCACAGUAUGCAAAAUAUAUGGAUGUUGAUCGUCAUGUCUCGGUUCCAGCCUAG
Suillus discolor is the source of this 384-nucleotide messenger RNA. RefSeq lists its product as uncharacterized. Bases 1 to 384 code for a protein of 127 amino acids. The transcript has a single exon. The record is from RefSeq and is a predicted model, not a curated record. Lineage: Eukaryota; Fungi; Basidiomycota; Agaricomycetes; Boletales; Suillaceae.